AUGUCGUACGAGCUCAUGGCCUUUGACGAGCUCCUCGUCUUCGGCAUCCCAUCUAGCUAUGUCGGAGUGAGUGGCGAUGGUAAAACUAAAUGUGGCAAUGUCGUGUCUACCGAGAACGUCCGGGUCGCAACGAUACUUCUGGAGGCCAUACAAUCUGGAGCAAAGACAACAUACAUCGAUGAAUGGAUUCGAGACCUCACGGUACUUUGCCUUUGUGGAAGAAGACAUCAUGACCAGAAGUCUACAGUCGUCAACUUGUGGACACUCGACGUGCGAGCGUUUGGUAUCUUGGACAGCACCAAUAGACCAUCGAGCACUCAGAACAGAACCGCACAGUCUGCAGCCACUAUCGUUGCGGAUAUACCGCACGCCUCAGCACAAGAGUUUCGAAAGAUGAAAGAGUCUUUACGGAUCAUGGAGGCUCAGCUUGACCAGACCAGAGCGAUUCACGGAUUUGCACAAAAAAAUUGCAGAGCGUUACUUGAGAGUGCUAGAGCGUUCCAACAAAGACUAUGCCGCGUUGCAGAGGUUAACUGA
Messenger RNA from Aureobasidium subglaciale EXF-2481, 537 nucleotides. RefSeq lists its product as uncharacterized. Bases 1 to 537 code for a protein of 178 amino acids. The record is from RefSeq and is a predicted model, not a curated record. Lineage: Eukaryota; Fungi; Ascomycota; Dothideomycetes; Dothideales; Saccotheciaceae. The transcript has a single exon.